UUAACCAGGAAGUGUAUAUUAGCGGAUUCACCCAUGCUUGUGAUCAAAGUUAUGUUAUACACGUAGCUAUGCUAUUGCGAAAUUGAAUUAGAGAAAUGUCUUCAAAGAAAAACAAAAGCAAAGUUAGGAGAGUCAUUGAAGGUGACAACUCAAGCGGACUGAGAGAUGGCUCCAGUGACUCAACUAGUUUGCAAAGCUCGGGGCACGAGGGGGGAGGCAGCAAGAAUCCCAACUCGUUCACUGUCAUUGAAUUCAUUGAGAAAGCGGAUGAUAAGCUUUCCAAAAGAUGCAGAGCAUUCCUUGUCCAGCUGAGCAUAAAUGCAAUGAAGUCUGGUAACAUUUGCAUUGGAAGACCAGUCCUAUUGUCGAGCAAUACUGGGCAACAAGAGGUGUGUCUGGCCUGGCCGGCAGCGUCUUUCCCUGGCGGUAAAGUUGGCCUACUGAAAAGUACUCAGAACAGCCUGAAAGUGAAGCCUGGGGAUGGAGUUACUGUUCAUCCCCUGACAGGACCUGUGCUACAGGCAGAAGAGGUGCUUCUCUCCACCAGACUAAAGGAUGAUGCGCUCAAUUCGGAGGAAUUCAGUAACUUCUUCCUCCGAUCUUUGGAUGGAAAGAUCCCACUCCCUGGAAACUUCCUAUCCCUGACGUACUUUGGGCGAGCGUGCAGUCUGCGGGUGGAGCGGGUGAAAGGGGUGGACGGCCUCUCCCUAGAGAGACCCCCGCCUUCCCCGGGACUGGAGCCUGAUCCGGAGGACACCUCUCUGAUGAGCUCUGCCCUGGGCUCCACCUCCAUGGACCUGUCUCUGCAGCUCAGCUUCCUGACCAUGGAGGAGCAGGCCGGGGAUCCGCGGGAGCCUGGUCCUGCAGCCAGUACUCCCUGCAGGCCCUUUUGUGUGCCAUGUGUCCCCCCAACUCCCCCCUGCAACCCCCAGACUUCCACUGAGCCCAAGGAGGGCAGCCUCAGUCUGGAGAUGGAGGAUAGGAGUGCCCUCAGCCCAGAGCAGACCAACACAGACAAACACUUGACUACUCCCCCUGGUGGAGCUCUGAGCACUGACACCUUCUACUGCCUCUCCUUUUCCACUAAGGUGAAGUUCAGAGACAGAUACAAAGAGGCUCAAGAGGAGCAGAUGGAGGAUACAGCGGCCCAGAGGUCAAAGGUCACAUAUAGUAUGAUUGGAGGCCUCAGCAGCCAGUUGAACGUCAUCCGAGAGACCAUUGAACUGCCUCUCAAACACCCAGAGCUCUUCUCCAACUACGGAAUCACACCUCCUAGGGGAGUUCUCCUUUAUGGCCCCCCAGGAACAGGAAAGACUAUGAUUGGACGAGCCAUAGCCAAUGAGGUCGGUGCACACAUGACUGUAAUCAACGGUCCAGAAAUCAUGAGCAAGUUUUAUGGAGAAACAGAGGCCAGACUGAGACAGAUAUUCACAGAAGCCUCUCAAAGGCAACCUGCAAUCAUUUUCAUCGAUGAGUUGGAUGCGCUCUGUCCCAAGCGAGAGGAGGCUCAGAAUGAGGUGGAGAAGCGCGUUGUGGCCUCCCUCCUCACUCUCAUGGAUGGGAUUGGUUCAGAGGGCCAUUCAGGCCAACUGCUGGUCCUAGGGGCCACCAACCGGCCCCACGCCCUGGACCCCGCCCUCCGCCGGCCCGGACGCUUCGACAAGGAACUGGAGGUGGGCGUACCAAGCGCGGCGGAGCGUGCGGACAUCCUACGGAAGCUGCUGACCUCUGUGCCCUGUAGGCUGACCCCCGACGAGGUAACCCAGCUAGCGGACGGCGCUCAUGGAUAUGUCGGGGCAGACCUGGCCGCCGUCUGCAAGGAGGCAGGGCUGCAUGCAUUAAGGCAUGCUCUCGGGAGUGGCUCCCAGCCAUCAGACCUCCAAUUGAUGGGGACAGUGACGGUCACCCUCCAGGACCUCCAGUGGGCCAUGUCAGAGGUCAAACCAAGUGCCAUGAGGGAGGUGGCCAUCGAUGUCCCCAAGGUUCGCUGGUCGGACGUGGGAGGCAUGGAGCAGGUGAAGCUGAAACUGAAGCAGGCGGUGGAGUGGCCCCUCAGACACCCUGAGGCCUUCACCCGCAUGGGCAUCCAGCCCCCUAAAGGUGUGCUCCUCUACGGGCCCCCAGGCUGCUCCAAGACCAUGAUCGCCAAGGCUCUGGCCAAUGAGAGCGGACUCAACUUUCUCGCCAUCAAGGGUCCAGAGUUACUGAGUAAAUAUGUAGGGGAGUCUGAGAGAGCUGUCAGAGAGUUGUUUAGGAAGGCCAGAGCUGUCGCACCCUCCAUUGUGUUCUUCGAUGAGAUUGACGCUCUUGCUGGAGAAAGAGGAAGCUCCUCGGGGUCUGGUGGCGUAGGGGACCGGGUCCUGGCCCAGCUCCUGACAGAGAUGGACGGCAUCGAGCAACUCAGGGACGUCACCGUGCUGGCCGCCACCAACCGUCCCGACAUGAUAGAUAAGGCCCUGAUGCGUCCGGGUCGACUGGACCGGAUAGUGUACGUCCCUCUACCGGAUGGCCCCACGCGACGGGAGAUCUUUGCGCUGCAGCUCCGCAGCAUGCCCGUGGACCAGGACAUGUGUCUGGAUGACCUGGUGACCCGAACGGAAAAGUACUCCGGAGCAGAGAUAACGGCAGUAUGCAGAGAGGCUGCCCUGCUGGCCCUGCAAGAGGACAUCAAAGCACAGCUCAUCAUGGGGAGACACUUUGAAAGCGCCCUGAACACCGUGAAGCCUCGAGUUCCAGACUCUCUCAUCCAGUCGUAUAUCAACUAUCAACAGCAACACGGCCUGCGCUUCUUCUGACGUCGGCGUGGAAAAAUUCCAAACCUGCGAGAGGAGUCUUUGCUAGAAUAAGCAGUAGGCCUACAGGACCGACUGCAUGUGGUUACUGUAAAUGCAGUUAUCCACUGAAGUCGCAAAGGUUUCCAAAUGGACAUUACAUCAGUGAAUAGGCGGCAGCGUUUACCAAACUCGGUCCCGGGGACCCCAAGGGUUGCACAUUUUAGUUUUUUUGGUUCCAUAGUACUACACAGCUGAUUCAAAUAAUCAACUCAUUAUCAAGCUUUGAUUAUUUGAUUCAGCUGUGUAGUGCUAGGGCAAAAAACAAUAUGUGCCCUUGGGGUCCCCGGGACCGAGUUUGGGAAACACUGGAUUAGGGGGAAACAAUAGGCGAGAAUAGCCCAUGUGAUUGAACCAUUAUGCUACUUUGUAAUGUGCUCAUUUAUUCUUGGUCACCAAAAAUAACCCAAAUUCUCAACAAAAUUGUUAUUUACAAACCUGUGCUCCCUGAAAUGCAAUACUAGGCUACAAUGUAAUAAAUUAAUUGUUUCUCUA
Oncorhynchus gorbuscha (pink salmon) is the source of this 3326-nucleotide messenger RNA. RefSeq names its product spermatogenesis associated 5 (gene afg2a). Gene Ontology annotation, cellular component: cytoplasm. The record is from RefSeq and is a predicted model, not a curated record. Gene Ontology annotation, molecular function: ATP binding; ATP hydrolysis activity. The coding region runs from base 96 to 2795 and encodes 899 amino acids. The transcript has 17 exons. Lineage: Eukaryota; Metazoa; Chordata; Actinopteri; Salmoniformes; Salmonidae.